UGAAGAAAGAGUGAGUAGCAGCGAUAACCUCUUUCUUCACACACUUUGCCUUGAACAGAAAGAAAACCAAAAUCCAUAAGCACAAAGUAAACCAUUUCAGAGGGUAGAGUGUGAAUCACUCAACAUUGUCAGCGCGUGAAGAUGUUCAGGAACCAGUACGACACCGACGUAACAACAUGGUCGCCGGCGGGAAGGCUAUUUCAAGUAGAGUAUGCAAUGGAAGCAGUAAAACAAGGAUCAGCAGCAAUAGGACUUCGAUCGAAGACGCACGUGAUUCUCGCGUGCGUCAACAAGGCUAAUUCUGAGCUUUCAUCUCACCAGAAGAAGAUCUUUAAAGUUGAUGACCAUAUCGGUGUUGCCAUCGCCGGACUCACCGCCGACGGCCGUGUACUUUCUCGAUAUAUGCGUUCGGAGUGUAUUAAUUACAGUUAUUCUUAUGAAUCGCCGUUGCCAGUUGGUCGACUUGUUGUACAGCUCGCUGAUAAAGCUCAGGUUUGUACCCAGCGAUCCUGGAAACGACCUUAUGGUGUUGGCCUGCUUGUAGGUGGGCUGGAUGAAUCUGGCGCUCACCUCUAUUACAAUUGCCCUAGUGGUAACUACUUUGAAUAUCAAGCUUUUGCCAUUGGAUCUCGUUCGCAAGCUGCAAAAACAUACUUGGAGCGUAGGUUUGAGAAUUUCACGGAUUCUUCACGAGGAAGUCUGCUUAAGGAUGCACUUUUUGCAUUGAGGGAGACACUGCAAGGAGAAAAGCUGACAAGCACGAACUGUACGGUUGCUGUGGUAGGAAUAGGAGAGCCUUUCCAUAUGUUGGAUAAAGAUACUAUCCAAGGAUUGAUCACUGAAUUUGAGUUAGCUGGUGAAGAAGCUCCUGCUGCAAGCACAGAUGCAGCUGCUGACGCCGAAUCAGCAGUACCUGAAGCAGGCGCCCCUACUGAUGAAGGUGCUGCACCAAUGGAUAUAUGAUGACGUUAUGUUCUCCUUUGGAUGUUAUUCCUUCCAUAUGCAAAAGUUUCUUGUUAGAAUAUUGAGGUUUCCUUUGGGAGUGGACCAUAUUUUCUGGUUGGACUUUUUUGUUAUGCAAUUAUGUUUUACUCCUUUUGCCGAAACAUUUAGAGUGUCUCUGAUCUUCGUCAUAAUUGUACUACAUAUGGGAAUUUCAUCAGUUGUUACCAUGCGUGAACUGGUGCCAAGAUUUUACUUUGUGCCUCACACUUGUGUGGGGGUUGCCCAUGUUAGACAAGCGUAAUUCAGGAUUUUAAA
Nicotiana tabacum (common tobacco) is the source of this 1260-nucleotide messenger RNA. RefSeq names its product proteasome subunit alpha type-1-A-like. The record is from RefSeq and is a predicted model, not a curated record. Gene Ontology annotation, cellular component: proteasome core complex, alpha-subunit complex; proteasome core complex. Lineage: Eukaryota; Viridiplantae; Streptophyta; Magnoliopsida; Solanales; Solanaceae. Gene Ontology annotation, biological process: ubiquitin-dependent protein catabolic process.